Jatropha curcas is the source of this 648-nucleotide messenger RNA. Lineage: Eukaryota; Viridiplantae; Streptophyta; Magnoliopsida; Malpighiales; Euphorbiaceae. The record is from RefSeq and is a predicted model, not a curated record.
AUGGAUGAAGCCCCUAAUAGUAGCAGUAGUACAUACAACGUCAUUUUUACCAUAAACCGUCACAGCAUCCCCGACCAGGGGAGACUCCAGUACAUGUACUGCGAUCCAUUUUGUAUACGCUUCGUACAGAAAAAAGACAGAGUAGUGUCUAGUGCCUGUCCAUAUAUCCUCCUUCCUCUUCCUUCAGACGGUGCUUUGUUUUCGGUUGCUUUUGAAAUAUCCUAUUCAUGGGAGAAUGUGAAGUUUUGGUGCCAUCCCUUUCUGUUGGUUGCCUUUAGAUCUUCACAUAAUUGCUUGACGACGAGAGAGAGCACGCUGGUUAGCAUUCAUGCUGUGGGCAUGGCUGUCGACAAGCGUGCUUUCUGUCGUCGUCAUACAAUAUGCUCAAAGGAAGGUUUAUUUUGAUCCAUUUAUAGUUAUUGGCACAUGAUUCAGCUGAUGUUUCUAACAUAUUGCUGUAGCUGGAGCCCAGGUUUUGAUUUCCUUCUGAUUCAGACUUUUGUGUUACUUUUAAUGGACUAUAUUAGUCAACACUCCAUGGUGUGCUGAUGUUAGAACACAUUACAAAUUCACGUAUAUCUUCUUUCUGAUGCUUACUUUGGUAUAUGACCACUGGUAUCUUGCAAUAAAAUGUUUUCAGUUCCUUCA